Messenger RNA from Vanessa atalanta (red admiral), 1138 nucleotides. It is a transcript of the gene Mob4, whose product is annotated as MOB kinase activator-like 4. Lineage: Eukaryota; Metazoa; Arthropoda; Insecta; Lepidoptera; Nymphalidae. The record is from RefSeq and is a predicted model, not a curated record. Bases 109 to 783 code for a protein of 224 amino acids. Gene Ontology annotation, cellular component: cytoplasm. The transcript is spliced from 4 exons.
AACUGUUACUAUCUAUGAACUUAACCACAGACGUCAAAAACGAGGACAACGCUUUUAAAAAUAUAUGUUGUUCAAUGUACAGUUUGUGAUCAAUAACAUUAAACUAAAAUGGCUGAUGUUAUAUUAAAGCUUAAGCGUAAUCGCCCAGGUUCUAAAGCAAAGGAUUUUUGCCGAUGGCCUGAUGAGCCAUUUGAAGAGAUGGAUAGCACUCUGGCGGUUCAACAAUUUAUCCAACAAACUAUCAGACGCGAUCCUGCUAAUUUAGAAGCAAUACUUAAAAUGCCAGAAGCGCAGGAUGAAGGGGUGUGGAAGUAUGAACAUUUAAGACAAUUUUGUAUGGAAUUAAAUGGAUUAGCAGUUAGAUUGCAAAGUGAGUGUAAUCCAGAGACCUGCCCUCAAAUGACAGCGACUGAGCAAUGGAUUUUUCUAUGUGCUGCACACAAAACACCUAAAGAAUGUCCAGCUAUUGACUAUACAAGGCAUACUCUUGAUGGGGCUGCUUGUUUGUUAAAUAGCAAUAAAUAUUUUCCAAGCAGAGUCAGUAUUAAAGAGUCAUCAGUGGCAAAAUUAGGAUCUGUAUGUAGAAGAGUCUACAGAAUAUUCUCUCAUGCAUAUUUCCACCAUCGUGCAAUAUUUGACGCAUUUGAAAAAGAAACACAUUUGUGCAAGAGAUUCACAGAUUUUGUUACAAAGUACUCAAUAAUCUCGAAGGACAUUCUUAUACUGCCAAAAUUGGAUGAUGAACCACCAAUCACACAACCGGUUGGUGAAUCGGAAGCUUGAGACAGGAUUUUAGGACAACAAUGUCAAGAGUUUCUCAAAAUACUUAUUAUUUUAAUAGCAAUAUGUAAAUUAUUAAACAUCUCAAUUACCAAGUAAAGAAAAAACAUUUUUGUAUUUUUGUGUAUAUUUAAUUAUUCAAGUGUAUGCUUUUCUCCACUAUGCUUAGAUAUUAUGACAUAUAUUGGAAGUAUUGGUAUAUUUUAUCCAAUAAAGUUAUGAUUAAAAAGUACCAGUGAAAAUACUUUUUAAUGUAUUACAAAAUACCAUUGAGGUUUUUCUCAAUUGACAAUGUAGCUAUUAUUCUCUAUAAAUAAAAUCUGCAAUAUAAGUACAAUAGUUUUUUGUUGUUAUUAUA